AUCAUCAGCAGGGCGCGUCAUGUUACGGUCAGAAUGCGAGACGGCACAACUGAUCCACUGCGCAGAGACUGGAGACGCGGCCAACUUGCGGAGACUGCUCGGCCACUAUGGCUUGACACGCGAUUAUUCCCAAAUUCCCUACUCUCGGACUGUACUUCAUAGGGCGUGUAUUGCUGGUCAGCGCGAGUGUGUUGUCGAGCUCCUCAAAGCGGGCGCCGACCCAAACGAGGUCGACGAUAACGUCAGUACGCCUCUGCAUUUGACGAUUAAUGUUCCAGAAGCCGAUGUUGACAGGGUUGAAAAUGGCGACAGGGUUCGCAUUGUAGACUCGCUCUUACAAGCCGGUGCAAAGGUGGACGCGGCCGAUCAUUGGGGCGAAACACCAUUGCACGACGCGGCAACGUGUAGCCUCAGCGAGUGCAUGCUUCGGCUCAUCAAGGCGGGUGCGAACGUGAACAAAGCGAGCGAAAGGGGUCGGACUCCGCUCGAUAACGCCUUUGUCUCGUACGAUGAUCCGGCCAAAGAACUUGUGAACACGAGAAAACGCCGUCGCAUCUGGCCUCUACUCCUCCGUGCCGGUGGAGUGUCACAAGAUUAUGAUAUUGACAGGGUGAAGAAUAAACCGGGCCACGACUACAUCCACAAAGUGGUGUCCGCGGGCGGCUGGAAGGCUCACGAGAAGGCGCACCGCGCGCGGCUCGUCGCGACGUUUGUCCCGAAGCUCCGCAUCCCCGCCGACGUGGUACCCCUCGUCGUCGACUUCUGGGCCCAUGUCGGUUUUUACUAA
Molecule: messenger RNA, 787 nt
Organism: Pelagomonas calceolata
Lineage: Eukaryota; Pelagophyceae; Pelagomonadales; Pelagomonadaceae
Source: the annotation of a GenBank genome assembly